GUAGCACAACAUCAGCGCAGCAACAACAACAAUCUGCAUUAAGCAAUAUGAAUGAACUGCGAUUCGUAUGUGUUCGAGCUUUCCGUGCUGCUAUCUCAGCGGUACAACCUUAUGAAAGAGUUAGAACUGCGCUGAAAGUGACCGGAUCACAGUUGAGUGUUGGUCAACGCAUAUAUCAGUUGAAUCACAAUGUGCAUCUGGCAGCGGUCGGUAAGGCAGCCCUGGGUAUGGUGCAAGGAGCAGAGGCGUCCAUCGGUGGUCAUGUGGUCGAGGGAAUUGCGAGUGUGCCCAGAAACACAAUUGCGAAAAUACCAUCCGGAGCGAGGAUAGUUACGCAGUUUUUCGAAGGUGCAACGAAUAAUCUACCGGAUGAAGAUGCCUGCAUCAAUGCGGAGAGAAUUGAAGCGAUGGCCAGGCAUCUGCGUGAUCCAAAUGAUCUAUUCAUUGUAUUAAUAUCAGGUUGGAGUUGA
This is a messenger RNA of Anisakis simplex (herring worm), 470 nucleotides long. The record is from the annotation of a GenBank genome assembly. Lineage: Eukaryota; Metazoa; Nematoda; Chromadorea; Rhabditida; Anisakidae.